Molecule: messenger RNA, 318 nt
Organism: Moesziomyces antarcticus
Lineage: Eukaryota; Fungi; Basidiomycota; Ustilaginomycetes; Ustilaginales; Ustilaginaceae
Product: mitochondrial ribosomal protein L31
Exons: 1
Coding region: 1-318 (105 amino acids)
Cellular component (GO): mitochondrial large ribosomal subunit
Molecular function (GO): structural constituent of ribosome
Source: RefSeq, a predicted model, not a curated record
AUGUUUGGAGCGUUUCGAGCUUCGAUGCCUUCGCUGGGCGGGUUGCUGUGGAAGAAUCCAUGGCGUCUAUCAUCUCCGCGCAAGAACCGCGUCCGCAUGCGUCUGCGGGCCGUCGACGAUGUCAUUGCAACCCUGCAACAGUCCAACAUCCAAUGCGCUUCCCUCAACAGAGCCCUCGCAAUCCCGACCGAAUCCCAGAUGCUGCCAAAGGACAAAUACACUACCUUCAGCAAACACGACCGAGGCUUCAGAAAGAGCGUACACAAGGUUCCCAAAUGGACCCGCAAAACCAUCCGCGAAAACCCGGUCGGUUACUAA